Molecule: messenger RNA, 609 nt
Organism: Nematostella vectensis (starlet sea anemone)
Lineage: Eukaryota; Metazoa; Cnidaria; Anthozoa; Actiniaria; Edwardsiidae
Exons: 2
Coding region: 1-609 (202 amino acids)
Source: RefSeq, a predicted model, not a curated record
AUGUGGGAUGUAAGUGAACGGGCUGUGGGCCAUAUAUCUGCUAGGAUCAGAGACAUCUGCGCAGAAGAUUUGCGACGACGCCCUGUAAUACCAUUCGGAGGGCCCGGCAUUGUCUGCCAGAUAGACGAGAGCAGAUUCAACCACAAGCCAAAGUACAACCGUGGAAGACCGCCAAUGCGCGAAAAUUGGGUGUUUGGCGUGCUAUCCACCGCCUAUUCCCCUUCCAGAGGAUAUUUCCAGCUUGUUCCACGGAGAGAUGCCGAGACGCUCCUCCCAAUCAUCCAACGAGCGCUACUUCCGGGCUCCACGGUCCAUUCCGAUGAUUGGGCGGCGUAUAGACGCCUUCAGGCCCGAUUGCCAAAUGUCGUGGCCAAUCAAGGGGUUGUUGUACACCGGUACAAUUUUGUCGAUCCGAUAACCGGUGUACACACCCAAAACAUCGAAUCUUUAUGGUCCCGCCUUAAAAGCACAGUAAAAGAACGGCGGGGGAUUCGCAGGGUGCACCUCCAGAGUUACCUCGACGAGCAGACCUGGAGGGACUGGCGCGCUUCUAACAGGGGUACCUUCUAUCCCUUCCUUGGUAUCCUCCGUCAACAGUUUCCCGUAUAA